GAAGCUUCAGUUAGUACAUCGACUGUUGCAAGAAGCAUCGACCUCAGCUUGUCAGCUAAUACCACUGAAGAUUCAAGCAAAUAUCAACGCAUCCCAAAGUCUACCAAGAUGAAGCAAGCCUCCAUCGCUUUGUUGUUUCUCUUUGUUGCUCUUUGCUCGGCCACGAGAUUGCAGCGGCGAGAUGACUGUGCAGACUGUCGUGGUUUUCCGCCUGAUUGCAGUUGUGAGGACUAUCAAAUUUGCAAGAGCCAGGGUUGUGACACUGGAGAAUGCCAACCUGAUUGCCCAGGAAAAAGAAGGAAGACGAUGCUUGGGGAACUGUUGAAGAGAAAACCUAAUGACUGUGCAGAUUGUUAUGGUUUUCCACCUGAUUGCAGCUGUGAGGAUUAUCUAUUUUGCAAGAGCCAGGGUUGUGACACUGGAGAGUGCCAACCUGAUUGCUCAGAUAAAAGAAGGAGAAUGAUGGCUGGACAGUUGUUGAAGAGAAAACCUGAUGACUGUGCAGAUUGUUAUGGUUUUCCACCUGAUUGCAGCUGUGAGGAUUAUCUAUUUUGCAAGAGCCAGGGUUGUGACACUGGAGAAUGCCAACCUGAUUGCCCAGGUAAACGAAACAUAAUGAUGUCUAGAGCUUGGUUCAAGAAAGAAGGUGCACCACGUUGCUCCGACUGAUGAUACUUUACCUUGCUGCUAAAGUACAUCACCUUGGAGAGAUGUCUUUUGUUCAAGUAAUGCUCUUGCUACGUUCAACUUUCUCAGUUUAAGCUAAAGUUUAUAUUGCACAAGAGUGGUCAUGCUAGAUAAGCGAAUAUUUAACCUUUAUAUAGCCUUUUCAAUUGCCUUUUUAAACUUAGUUUUCAACUUUUUUUCUCAGUAAGAAGAUGUUAAUGCAGAAUUCCAUGUAAAACCAGGUUUGCUGAAUUAGAGCUCUCCUGUGAAAGUAAUUGGGCUGAAUAUGUAAAAUAGUGAUAAUUUGUAGCCUUAAUUGAUUAAUGUAGAUUCAUAAUUUUUUCAAGGAAGAAUAAACGUUUUGCUUUGACCAGAAGUGUCAGAA
Messenger RNA from Orbicella faveolata, 1051 nucleotides. RefSeq lists its product as uncharacterized. Lineage: Eukaryota; Metazoa; Cnidaria; Anthozoa; Scleractinia; Merulinidae. The record is from RefSeq and is a predicted model, not a curated record.